AUGAGUUUUGCAAGUAAAGUGGUCAUAGUAACUGGCGCUAGUUCCGGCAUUGGAGCCGCUACAGCAGUGUUAUUCACCAAAGAAAGCGCCGACGUAGUAAUAGUUGGCAGGAAUGAGAGCAAACUGAAGAAUGUAGCAGAUAAAUGCGCACUCAGUGGUAACACUCCAUUUGUCAUCAACGCAGAUGUAAGUAAUGAUGACGAUGCAAAGAGAAUAGUCAAUGAAACCAUCGACAAAUUUGGUAAAAUAGAUGUUUUAGUUAACAACGCUGGAUUAUUUCACGCUGGUUCUAUAAUUGAAAAUAAUAUAUUGGAAGCAUACGAUAAAGUAAUGGCUGUGAAUCUGCGUGCAGUAGUACAUCUUACAGCUGUAGCUGCACCUCAUAUUAUCAAAACUAAGGGCAAUAUUGUGAAUGUGUCCAGUAAUGCAGGAAAAACCCAUUCAUUGCCAGAAUUCAUAGCAUAUAAUGUCUCAAAAGCUGCAUUAGAUCAUUUCACUCGCGGUGCUGCUCUAGAAUUAGCUUCUUCGGGUGUAAGAGUAAACGGUGUCAGUCCAGGACCAGUGAAGACAGAUUUUAUAGAAAAUAAUGCUAUGGCAGACGUAUCCUGGGAUAAAAUGGCGCCAUUGGUUCCUCUAAAAAGGGUAUCUGAACCUGAAGAGAUUGCUGAACUUAUUCUAUAUCUAGCGAGUGAGAAAGCAAAAGGUGUUACAGGAUCAGAUUUCAUUUGUGAUAAUGGUGGACUUUUAUAG
This is a messenger RNA of Achroia grisella, 750 nucleotides long. RefSeq lists its product as uncharacterized. The record is from RefSeq and is a predicted model, not a curated record. The transcript has a single exon. Gene Ontology annotation, molecular function: oxidoreductase activity. The coding region runs from base 1 to 750 and encodes 249 amino acids. NCBI's taxonomy places the organism in Eukaryota, Metazoa, Arthropoda, Insecta, Lepidoptera, Pyralidae.